AUGGAGUGCCUCAACGGCAACGACCCGACGUUGCCAAAUUUUAAUGACCUUAAAGAUCCAAUGAACCGUAAUAAUCAAGAGGAAAAGAUAGCUGAUUAUUUUCAAGACUCCGUUAUCCUAGUCACUGGUGGUACGGGUUUCGUUGGAAAAGCACUGUUGGAGAAACUCCUCAGAAGCUGUCCCGGAAUCGACACUAUAUACGUUCUGAUGAGGCCUAAGAGAGGUCUAUCUGUGGAACAAAGGUAUAAGGAACUUUUGAAGAAUCAGGUUUUCGACCGUAUCCGGGCACGAUGGCCUGAGCGUUUGAGCAAGCUGUAUCCCAUAACCGGUGAUGUAUCUGCUCCUAACUUGGGAGUUAGUUCUGAGCAGCAAUUGCUGCUGAAACGCUGCCACACCGUGUUCCACUCAGCAGCAACGGUGAAGUUCACCGAGCCUUUACACGCGGCUGCUGGUUUGAAUGUUCAAGGAACAUCAACUCUCCUGAAAUUGGCAGGAGAUAUGCCUGUUCUGAAGGCUCUAGUCCAUGUUUCAACAGCAUACAGCAAUGCCCCGAGGAGUCAUAUAGAAGAAAGAGUUUAUCCACCGCCGUAUGAUCCAGAGAGCAUUGUCAGGUGUACAAAAAUGCUGCCAGCGGCUACCUUGGAUAUAAUCGCUGAAUCCUUACAGGGUGACCACCCCAAUCCUUACACGUUGACAAAGGCCCUUGCGGAGUCGAUCGUGUACAGCCAUACGGAACUGCCCGUCUGCAUUGUUCGACCAUCUAUUGUGACUGCUGCUUUCCAGGAGCCGUUCCCUGGAUGGAUCGAUAAUGUGUACGGCGUCACAGGCAUAAUUAUGGAAAUAUCUCGAGGUACCUACCGCUCGGGGUACUGUCGGGAACGGUACGUGGUCGAUCUAGUACCGGUUGAUAUUGUUGUCAACAGCUGCAUAUUAGCCGCGUGGAGACAAGGCUCGAAAAAACCAGGCCGUUGUCCUGUUUAUAAUGUUACCUCCGGAUCAAUCAAUCCUCUGCAAUGGGGUUAUUUUACGAAUCUUUGUGUUAAAUGGGCCAGAGAGAAUCCUACGAAAUAUGUCAUGUGGUACCCGAAUUUUGCUUUUACGGAGUCCAGAUUCAUGAACACGUUCUGGGAAAUAACUUGCCAUUUUCUGCCAGCAUUUCUUUAUGACUUAUUACUAAGAGCCCAAGGAAGAAAAGCCAUCAUGAUGAAAUUAGCACGUCGAUUCAAAAUGGCAGCAGCGACUGGUGAAUAUUUCGCUAAUAAUGAAUGGCAGUUCGGAGUAUCGGAAUUAACCGCUUUGCACAAUGAAGCAAGUGUAGCGAGCGAUUCGAACACUUUCGCUCAUUGGCCGGGACAAUUCAACUGGGAAUCUUAUAUUGGUUCCUACAUGCUCGGAAUUAGAAGAUUCAUUCUAAAGGACAGCACUGAAUCACUACCACAAGCGAGAAGUAAAUUGAAAAGAUUAUAUUGGGUACAUAGAUUGUUCCAAGUUGCAACAGGGUACUAUAUCUUCAGGUUUCUUGCUGGACGACUGCGAUAAAGUUAUUUCUACAAUAAAUAAAUAAGAUAGCUUAAAAAUAAUACUUAUAAGCAAUGG
Vanessa atalanta (red admiral) is the source of this 1596-nucleotide messenger RNA. RefSeq names its product putative fatty acyl-CoA reductase CG5065. NCBI's taxonomy places the organism in Eukaryota, Metazoa, Arthropoda, Insecta, Lepidoptera, Nymphalidae. Gene Ontology annotation, molecular function: alcohol-forming very long-chain fatty acyl-CoA reductase (NADP+) activity. The transcript is spliced from 10 exons. Bases 1 to 1539 code for a protein of 512 amino acids. Gene Ontology annotation, biological process: long-chain fatty-acyl-CoA metabolic process. The record is from RefSeq and is a predicted model, not a curated record. Gene Ontology annotation, cellular component: peroxisome.